This is a messenger RNA of Tyto alba (common barn owl), 1001 nucleotides long. RefSeq names its product zinc finger protein 239-like. Gene Ontology annotation, biological process: regulation of transcription by RNA polymerase II. Lineage: Eukaryota; Metazoa; Chordata; Aves; Strigiformes; Tytonidae. Gene Ontology annotation, molecular function: DNA-binding transcription factor activity, RNA polymerase II-specific; RNA polymerase II cis-regulatory region sequence-specific DNA binding. Bases 193 to 843 code for a protein of 216 amino acids. The record is from RefSeq and is a predicted model, not a curated record. The transcript has 3 exons.
CCGAUAAUCCCCGCCCCCCCCCCCCCUCCACACCCCCCUCCCCUCGCCCCACUCGCGAUCGCGCUUCAGCUUCCUGGGCCGGCUCCGCUCCGCCGGACACCCCCGCAGCCAGGACCCCCCCCCCCCACGCGUGACCGGGGUGCACGGCGUGGGAGAAAGCAUCGCCUCCCCCCUCAGCCCCUCAAACUGUAGAUGGAGCCAGAAAGGGCCCCCCAAAACCAGGACACGGAGGAGGGGGGUGACCCCCACGCAGACACGGGGGAUCCACCACCGCCCCCCGCAACGGGAAGCCAAGCGGGGGAUUUGGGGGUGCCCCCACCCCACGGCCGCCCCUACGGAUGCCGCGAGUGCGGGAAAGGUUUCGGUAGCAGUUCGGCCUUAUUAACCCAUCGGCGGGUCCACACGGGCCAAAAACCUUACAAACGCCCCGAAUGCGGCGAUCGGUUCAGCCAAAACUCCGCCUUGGCGGCUCAUCGGCGGGUCCACAGGGGCCAAAAACCCUACAGGCGCCCCGAAGGCGGGAGGGAUUUCGGUCACGCUUCGACGCCGGUUAAACAUCGCCGGAUCCACACGGGGGAAAAACCCGACGUCUGCGAAGAAUGCGGGAAGAGGUUCAGCAUCCCAGCGACCCGUAUCCGACGGCGGAAAACCCAGGCGGGCGAGCGGCCCCACCGGUGUCCCCGCUGCGGGAAGGGCUUCGCGGAGAGCUCCAGCCUGGCGACCCAUCAGCGCAUCCACAGGGGCCAGCGGCCCUACAGCUGCCCCCGCUGCGGGAAGGGCUUUUACCGGAGCUCGGAUCUCACCCGGCACCGCCGGGCCCCCGCCGGGCAGCGCCUAAAAUGAUGGGGGACACACACACACACACGCACACAGGCGAGGUGGCCCCGUCUUCCGAGCCCCGUGCCACCAGCGACGCGUCCCCCGGCUCCUCGUGGCUCGUGAAACGGCGUCAGCUCAGGAACCGCUUCGCUUCCGUUCCAAUUGAGUACAUUUAAUUUUUA